Messenger RNA from Juglans microcarpa x Juglans regia, 813 nucleotides. RefSeq lists its product as uncharacterized. Lineage: Eukaryota; Viridiplantae; Streptophyta; Magnoliopsida; Fagales; Juglandaceae. The record is from RefSeq and is a predicted model, not a curated record. Bases 1 to 813 code for a protein of 270 amino acids. The transcript has 3 exons.
AUGGAGGAGUUCAAUGAUUUUAUUGAACAUUAUGGCCUGCGAGAUAUGAAGUCGUAUGGUAGCAAUUUUUCUUGGUGUAAUGGCCAGGUUGGCUUGGCUAAAAGCUGGUCAAAAUUAGACAGAUGUUUGAUGAACUCGAUAGCAGUUGAGAAUUUACCAAAUGCUAUUUUAAACUAUUUGCCAAGGACAUCUUCAAAUCAUACGCCCAUGGUCAUUGAGCUAAAACCGAAUGAAUCUCGGUAUGGUCCAUCUUCAUUUACAUUCCAACAAAUGUGGAUGUCCCAUGAUGGAUUCAGAGAUAUGGUUAAAGAGGUUUGGCAGGAACAACAUACAGAAGCUGGUCUAUUGUGUUUAACUAGAAAACAAAAAAGGUUGAAAGUGGCUCUCAAAGAAUGGAAUACACGGGUAUUUAGAAGAACAGAACACCAGAUCAAAAGCCUGGAGCUGACCAUAGAAAGAUUGGAACACCAACUUCAGCAACAAUUUUUUGAGGAGGUAAAGGCAAAGUUGCUGGUUGCGAGAGAGGAGUUGGCAGUGUGGGUUCAGUGGGGAAGCUUGAGGCCAGUUCUUCAAGUGCUUUGCUUCGAGGUUAAAACCAGUGAUACAGGAAAUGAGGGUGAGAGAUGGACGUACUUUGAAAACACUGGAAGAAUCCACUUGGGAGCAAUGGAAUAUUUCCAGGAAAAUCAGCUGCUAAUGCAGCUUCCUUCAAUCCAAGAGAUAAAAGAGGCUAUGUUUUCGAUCCAGAUCGAUAGUAGUCCGGGCCCUGAUGGAUUGGAUUGGGUUUUUACCAGUCGUGCUGGGAUAUUGUAG